Molecule: messenger RNA, 1633 nt
Organism: Papilio machaon (common yellow swallowtail)
Lineage: Eukaryota; Metazoa; Arthropoda; Insecta; Lepidoptera; Papilionidae
Product: F-box/WD repeat-containing protein 9
Exons: 6
Coding region: 205-1533 (442 amino acids)
Cellular component (GO): preribosome, large subunit precursor
Molecular function (GO): protein binding
Source: RefSeq, a predicted model, not a curated record
UAAAUUGGAGCAACAAAUGUCAUUUGCAGUUUGUUGCAUUGAGUUGACGUCGUAACUGUUAUGACAAAUUAUGUUGUGUACAAUAAAUAUUCAAAACUUAUCUUGGGUUUGGUUUAAUUAGUGUCGCUGCUAUUUCAAAUGUUAUUGCUUAAUUGUUCUCAUUAAUUUCUCUAUCGACGGUUUGAUUUGGGUGGUGGAUACAACAUGUGUGAAGUGGCACAGACAUCAAAAUAUCUUCCAGCAACAAAUUCUAACAUAAGCAAUGAUGAAGAGGUAUAUGAAGCAGCUGAACCAACUUUAUUGAAUAUGCCAGUAGAGAUUAUUUUAAAAAUUUGCUCAUUCCUGGAAGCUGAUGUUUUAAAAUACACAUUGAGUAAAGUAUGUCGAAGAUUUGAAGAUAUUUUAGCUGAUGAUCAUCUAUGGAAAUAUUGGGUACAUAGUAAAAUCAAAGGGUUCUUUCCUGUCCUUCCCAAUUUAAAGAUAUGGGAGGAAACACAAAUAGAUUGGGAAGAAGUGUGUGUUGAGAUGGAUGUUGGGAGAAAAAAAUGGAGCAAUGUUAAAGAUACAAUGAAACAUAUUGUUGUUAAAGAUGUGCAUUAUGCAUCAGUUGAUACUGUAUUAUUGGCAAAUAAAGGAGAAAUAUGUUUGUCAGGUGGUAGAGAUCGUGGUAUGGCUUUUUGGCAUGUGAAAGAUUUAAAAGUUAGCGACAUUGAUGACGACACGAUUAUAAUGAGAAACGCUAAACCAAAACACAUCAAGCAUAAUGCGCACCUCGGAUGGGUUUGGGAUCUUGCAGCAGACAACAUUGAAAAUGCCUCUGUUGUGUACUCUGCAUCCUGGGAUAACACAGUCAAAGCCUGGGACUUGGCCAGUGGAUUAAAUUGUAUUGAAACUUUUAGAUGUGGCAUGUCUGCAUUGUCCGUGGUGACAGCUGAUAAUAUAGUGAUGGUCGGUCUAUACUCAAAGAAAAUACUUACCUUUGAUAUAAGAUCUGGAUCUAAUCCUAUAAAUGCUUACAAACCUCACAAAGGUCCAGUUUUAGCACUUAGUUCAUAUAAAAACAUGAUAGCGUCAGUCAGUGAAGAUAAAACAUUAGCCGUUUGGGAUAGGGUUGCUGGAAAGUUGAUUAAAAAUGAUAUCAAAAUACCAGCAGAUAGAGCAUACCCUGUUUGUAUAAAUUGGAAUUCACCAGCUUUAUAUAUCGGUGACUCAAAAGGAUCAUUACAUUUAUUCAAUCCGGAGGAUCAUACAUUUGUAAGGACACACGAGAUUUGGGCUGAAUCCUCAGUUAUGGAGCCAUCUAAUAAAAUAGUUGGGUGCUAUCAAAGUCAAGGAAAUAUUAUUGUUUGCUCAGACAGAGGUGAAAUAAAAUUUUUAUACAAUUGUCAUCCACCUCAAGAAUACAGCAGUGUACAAACAAGUACCAUAGAUGUAACACAGUUGCAGUAUCUUGAAGGUGUGUUGGUAAUAGGCACAUGUGAUUCCGCACUGGAAUUCUGGAUUUCAAAUGAAAGAUACGAUAAUGCGCUAUGAUUUUAUAUAUUAUAUUUAAAGUAGAUAAUAACAUUUAAUAACCUAUUUAAUUUUCCAAGUUAUUAUUUUUUUUUAACAUUAUUGACAAUGCAAUAACAAA